AUCCAGUUGCGUUGCGUCGCGUUCAGUAAAGGUGAACUGCGUCACGUCACAGCUGUACGGAGAAGCGCUCAGACACGUUGCUUGAGCUGAACGGGACCUGCCUCUGCUGGAAAACUAUUUAACGUACGAGCUACAUAUUGCUAAUUUGCGGGAAUACCUGAACACAUAAUGCUUUAAAAUGAUUCCGCUGUUAAACAUGAAGUUUACGAAACCAAUUCUGUUGCGUGAAUGGGGAAUCGUCUGUCUUGUGCUGAUAAGCGCGGUGUGGUGCUCCGCUUCUGAGAGGAAAGUAUGUCAGGGAACCAAUAAUAAGCUGACUAUGCUGGCACAGCCAGACGAUCACUACAGAGCCAUGGUGCGGAUGUACAGUAACUGCACAGUCGUGCUGGAGAACCUGGAGAUAACCAACGUUCAGGAGUACCACGACCUUUCCUUCCUUAGGAGCAUUGAAGAAGUGGGUGGCUAUGUGCUAAUAGGAAUAAACUACGUGGAUGUGAUACCCCUGGAUAACCUACGCCUCAUUCGAGGACAUGCUCUCUUCGAUGGCAAGUACGGCCUUGCUGUGGUGGCAAACUCCCACAGGAAUGAGUCUUUAAACAACAACAGCAUCAUUAGCGGCCUCAGAGAGCUGCGUAUGAGAAGCCUCACAGAAAUUCUCAAAGGUGGGGUUAAAAUAGCCCACAAUCCUUUGCUUUGCAAUGUGGAGACCAUACAGUGGUUGGACAUUGUGCAGGAUGACAGUGAUGUGAAUGUGUCAGGAGGGACAGACCCUCAGUGCAGACGAUGUGACUCUGGGUGCUAUAAUGGAUCAUGCUGGGCUCCAGGACCAGAGAACUGCCAGACCUUGACUCGGUUGAACUGUGCCGAGCAGUGCUCAAGGAGAUGUAAGGGUCCCAAACCCAUCGACUGCUGCAGUGAACAUUGCGCAGCAGGCUGCACUGGACCCCGACCAACAGACUGUCUGGCCUGCAGAGACUUCCAGGACGAUGGGACGUGCAAGGAUGCAUGUCCACGUCUUAUGCUGUACGAUCCCAACACUCACCAACUUGUUCCCAAUCCUAACGGGAAGUAUAACUUUGGAGCCACCUGUGUGAAGAAGUGCCCUUAUAACUUUGUGGUGACGGAUCACGGUGCCUGCGUUCGAACCUGUAGCAGUAACAUGCAUGAAGUGGAGGAGAACGGAAUAAGGAAGUGCAAACAAUGCGACGGCUUGUGCCCGAAAGUGUGUAAUGGUCUCGGGACGGGGGCGCUUGUUAACACCAUUGCAGUCAAUGCGACCAACAUUGACUCUUUUAUCAAUUGCACCAAAAUAAAUGGGCACAUUACAAUAAUGCAGAUGACUUUUCAAGGGGAUGUUUUUACAAAUACUCCAAGCAUGGACCCUGCGAAACUCGACUAUUUUAAAACAGUAAAGGAAAUUUCAGGGUUUCUGUUAAUCCAAGACUGGCCUGAACACCUCAAUUCCCUCAGUCCCUUUGAGAACCUGGAGAUCAUCAGAGGAAGAACUAAACAACAUGGCACUGUCAGUUUUGCCGCCUUGAACAUACCGCACCUGGAUCAUCUCGGCCUGCGUUCGCUAAAGGAGAUCAGUGAUGGCGACGUGGUGAUCAAGAACAACCCCCGCCUCUGUUUCACUGAAGGCAGCUACUGGCUGAAGCUGUUCCGAUCCGAGAAACAGCGCAUACGAACUGGAAACAAUGCAGCAAUGCACAACUGUGAGCUGCAGAACAGUACCUGUGAUAGUAUGUGUGGAGGGGAAGGCUGCUGGGGUCCAGGGCCGUCUAUGUGCAUCUCCUGCCAGAAUGUCAAGCGUAGGGGGCGCUGUGUCAGUCACUGCAACCUGCUGGAUGGAGGCCCCCGUGAGUACAUGUCAGAGAAUGUGUGUUUGGAAUGUGACCCUGAAUGCAAGAUCCUGAACGGGACGCCAAGCUGCCACGGCCCGGGAGCUGACCAGUGUACUGAGUGUGCUCACUUCAAAGAUGGGACGCACUGCGUGGCACAGUGUGCCCAAGGAGUGCAAGGCCUUAAUAACAGACUCGUCUGGACAUACCCAGACAAAAAUAGACAGUGUCAGCCUUGCCAUGCUAACUGCACACAAGGGUGCAGUGGACCAGGACUGGAAGGAUGUGAACCAAAAGGGUCUCACAUGCCUGUAGUGGCGGCUGGCAUUGUCGGUGGCAUGCUGCUGAUUAUGGUCCUCCUCCUUUUCAUCUUCAUCAUCUUCCGCCGACGACACAUCCGACGAAAGAGGACCUUACGUCGCCUGCUUCAGGAGAGAGAACUGGUCGAACCGUUGACUCCCAGUGGUGAAGCUCCCAACCAGGCUCUCCUUCGUAUCUUAAAGGAAACAGAACUGAAGAAAAUAAAGGUCCUUGGGUCCGGUGCUUUCGGCACUGUCUUUAAGGGUUUGUGGAUCCCCGAGGGUGAGGAUGUGAAAAUUCCUGUUGCUAUCAAAGUUUUGAGAGAGAUCGCAUCUCCUAAAGCCAACAAAGAGAUUUUAGAUGAGGCCUAUGUGAUGGCUGGUGUGGAUCAUCCUCAUGUGUGUCGUCUGUUGGGAAUAUGCCUCACGUCUAACGUCCAGCUCAUAACCCAGAUCAUGCCUUACGGCUGCCUGCUGGAUUAUGUCAGACAGAAUAAAGACAAUAUCGGCUCACAGACUCUGUUAAACUGGUGUGUGCAGAUCGCCAAGGGAAUGAACUACUUGGAGGAGCGUCACCUGGUCCAUCGUGAUUUAGCGGCCAGGAAUGUGCUGGUGAAGACUCCUAACCAUGUGAAGAUCACUGACUUUGGCCUGGCCAGACUCCUGGGUGCAGAGGAGAAAGAAUACCAUGCUGACGGAGGGAAAGUGCCUAUAAAGUGGAUGGCACUAGAGUCAAUUCGUCACUGGACUUACACUCAUCAAAGUGAUGUUUGGAGUUACGGGGUCACUGUGUGGGAGCUAAUGACAUUUGGAUCCAAACCGUAUGAUGGAAUCCCAGCCAGAGAUAUUGCAGAUAUUUUGGAGAAGGGAGAGCGUUUGCCACAGCCGUCCAUCUGCACUAUAGACGUCUAUAUGAUCAUGGUCAAAUGUUGGAUGAUUGACGCUGACAGCAGACCCCACUUCCGUGAACUUGUGGCAGAGUUUUCAAAAAUGGCCCGAGAUCCAUCUCGCUACCUUGUCAUUCAGGGAGAUGACCACAUGUACCAGCCCAGCCCGACUGACUCGAAGUUCUGCAUGUCGUGGAUCAGUACAGAAGAUAUGAAUGGUGUGGUAGAUGCGGAGGAAUACCUGCUGCCCAACAAACAAUUCUUCAAUCAAUCACAACAACAACCCACACCCCAGUAUCACAAUGCAGCAGACAACUACACGAAUGGAGUGAUGCUACGCUACAUUACAGACCCCACACUUAAAGACCUCAUGUUACCAGAGUACAUUAACCAGGAUGUAACCGCAACAAGCAAUAUGAUAAACCCAAACUACGAGGAUCCGGCCCAUGAACAGACAGAAAACGGAUACAUAGACACGUACAGCUGUAAACCCACCGGCCCGGAAUACCUGAACACCUCCUGCUCUACUCUACCACGCUCCCCGUGCGCCAACCUCAACAACCCGGACUACCAGCAGAACUUCCUGCCCUCAUCCACCACCAAUGUUCUAUUCCUCCCCACGACAGAGAACUUACACUACCUGGGGCUCAACACAGUCAUGCAGUCUCACGUACGUUAGAUCGACGGGAUCCGAAUAUAAAUUGCACUGCUUGAACAUAUGGGAGUCACACACGACAUGUGUUAGUACUGCAACUACGUUAAGACAGUGAGGACGUCAGGUCCGGAUACGCUUGAAGGCGACUGCCGUAAUUAACUUGUCAUUGAAACGGGGGUGUGGCUGUGAGACACGAAGCUGUGAGUAAUGUGUUGAAUGUCAAGCUAGAGCACAUUUCAGUAUUCCUGUAUAGUAUGGGUAAUUGUUGAUGCUUUUGAUGAAUGUUGUCGUCUGAUGUAGCUUAAUUUAUUGCACCAUUGUUAAACUGUCAUCAGUUUUGAUUUAGUAAUUAACCUUAGGUAGCAAGUGUAAACCCUGAGUUUACAAACAAAAUUGGAUUGGACAAGUGCAGCAUGUGACAAUCACAUGACUUGUUUUAAUAUCUGCUCGUUUGUGAAAAUAAUCGUUUGGAAAAGUCAAUACCACUCGCAAUGCCCAUUUUACUUCUGCGAUAUACAGCGUUAAAAACAUUUGGGGUUAGAAUGUAUUAAUUAUUAUUAUUUAUUAUAAAUGACUAUUUAUUAAAAUCUACUUUUAAGUGACUUUUUCCUCAUAAUUCUAAGUUAAUAUCUCUCAGUUCUGUGUUUUUUCCACAAAAUAAAAAGAUAACUUGACUCUUUGCCAAGAAGUUCACUUCCAGAAUGAAAAUUUCAUGAUAAGUUACUCACCCCAUGUCAUCCAAGAUGUUCAUGUCUGUCUUUCUUCAGUUACAAAGAAAUUAAGGUUUUUGAGGAAAACAUUCCAGGAUUUUUCUCCAUAUAGCAGACCUCAAUGGUGACCAACGGGUUGAAUGUCCAAACUGGAGUUAAUAAGUAUAGAACUUUUAUACAUAUAUAACUUUAUUUUUUUAAGAAAAUGAUUGAUUGUUUCGCUAGAUAAGACUAUUAUUCCUCGGCUGGGAUCGUGUACAGCCCUUUGAAACUGAGAUUUGGACCUUCAACACACUGAUCCCCAUUGAAGUCCACUACAGAGUGUUUUCAUAUUACGCCAUCAAUCCGGAAGUUAGCCAUUGUGGCGGCACUGAAUGUAAACAAUGCCACUGAACCGAAUGGAACUCCUGUAUGGGCUUGGAAAAAUAAACGAAAGUAAUUCACUAUGUCGUCAUAAUAAAUGGAAGGAAGUCCACGACAAAGAAGAUUGCAGAUCUUACGGAUAUUUACCACCCAUUUUAGAGCUUGACAAUAUGGACUGCCUUGUGGCCCGGUGCAACUCGUACAUUCACCGCACUGCGUUCAUGUUCCAAAAUGUCAUUUGUCAGAAAAUGUUACAUUACACUUUAUAUAUUUAGUCUGUAAAAGGCUGUUAACAGAGGCCAGAAACGCUGAAGACUUAUGCAGGCAGACCAAUCUCACUGGUUAUGAUGCAUAAAGAAUUGGGGAUAUGAGUUUAUAAGAAUAUUUUCUGUUUUCAGAAAAGUUUACAUAGUGUUUUCUUUCAUCUAGCAUCUGUAUACUGCAUUAUAAAGCAGUGUUAAUAAGCAUAGCUCAGCUUUGUGUACAGCAAUAACCAAGAAAACACUAUCACUACUUAUCGUUGAGCCCUGUAUUAACUUUAGUUUGUCAAAAUAUAAUGCCCUUUCCUGCUUACUAAGUCCUUCUUUAUAGGAUUCAGCAACUUCCAUAUGUUUUUCCCUGGUUUAGACAUUAUAAAUUAGUAGAACAACGUCUUUAGCAGUACAUUAACCGUGCAAUCCAUGCUGUUGUUUACAUCCGAGUAUCGCCACAAUGGCAGCGCAUCCGGGUAACUGACCAAAAACGUGACGAAGGUACAAACCCUCUUAUUUUCCUCAGAAAACGUAAUUUCUUUGCGACUUUUUAAAAAGAAAGACAUGAACAUCAUAGAUGACAUGGGGGUGAGUAAGUUAUCAGGACAUUUUAAUUCUGGAAGUGGAGUUCUCCUUUAAUUAACGUUACCUUACGUUCUCACGUAGUGAAAAAUACAUCACGAAGCAACAAGCAAACUGAAAACAAGCCAACAGCCAAGUCAGAGCAGGUCAAUUUAGGUAAGAAACGAAGUCUCGGCUUUCAAAUGGGUCAUUUUUAAGAAAUGUAAACAAUAAAUACCGUUUUGUGGCUCUCUGUGUCGUGACAGAUCGUUGUAGCGCCUCAGUUCAAGCGUGAACCGAUCCUCUCUUGCUCUUCACUGGUUAUAGCAUAAAAUAAACGUGAAUAAACACCAGAAGGUAUUGUUUCAACCGCGGAAAGACGUCAACACAUACAAUUUUUCAAGUUUAAGUCCACCGACGUUACUCUAUUCUCCUGUCUAGUUCGUUUGUUGGACAAGAUCGCAGAUUCGACGUUAUGAUUGGUCAGAUUGCCUGUCAAUCAAACUCCGCAUAAAAUAAAAGUCCCAGAUAAAAUUAGCUUUUCAAUUUUUUAAAAUACAUAUUACAUUGAUCAAAAGUGACAGCGAAGAUAUUUAUAAUGUUACAAAAGAUUUACAUUUUAAAUAAAUAAAUACAUUCAACAUUAAUAAUUAGAAAUGUUUCUUGAGCAGCAAAUCAGCAUAUUAGAAUGGUUUCUGAAGGAACAUGACACUUAAGACUGGAGUAAUGAUGCUGAAACUUCAGCUUUACAUCAUAGAAAUAAAUUACAUUUUAAAAUAUAUUGAAAUAGCAAACCAACCAUUAUUUUAAAUUGCAAUAAUUUUACUGUUUUUGUUGUUUUGUUAUUCAAAUAAAUGCAGCCUUGGUGAGCAUAGGAGAUUUCAUUCAAAAACCUUAAAAUAAUCUUACCAACCCCAAACUAUUAAACAGUGAAAUAUUCAAGUUGAGAAUGUUGAGAAUGUAAAUAACACAAAUGUUUGUAAAUAGAACAAUGUGCACUGUAAACAUGUGUGUCAUUAUGUCUAUGACGCAUUAAAAUCCACAAACACAAUGUGUACUUAGUACAUAAAAGCUACCCGUGGUCAUACAAACAGACCCUUUAACCCUGGACUGCACUUAAUGGACCCACAAAUUAAUUUUUCAACUGACCAUCCACAUUAGGUUUGAAUAAUUUAACAACUGUUAUAUUAAUUGAAAGAAACACUGUUGGGCUAAAAGGCUUUUAGUUGUUAAAAGGCUUUUCUAAUACUUUCUCAUUCUGCUUUAAAUGGCUGAGUUAACAAAUCAGACUGCUUGUUUUCUGUCCCCUGCGACACAUUCACCAAAGUGUGCACUUAGCAGACAACCUACUUGUAAAUUUCUGGAAAAAACAGGCCAUUAUGAUAUUUUAACUCUGCAGGAUUCCAUUAAUAUUGAAUACUUACUUAAAAUUUGUUGGCAACGUCCACUUCAUUGCCCAGAAACGUUGAAUAUAUUUAGAAAGAGGUCUUAAAAUGUAAGUUUAACUGUGAAACCUGUUCUGCUUCACUGUGAGUUACCACACCGGCAUCCGCAUUUAGUAUGUAAAUGUAUUUCAUGUAGCACAAUCCUCCUGAGAUCUACUGUAUUAUGCACCUGUGAAUGUCAGUUUUAGGAUUUUUAGAUUUAAAAUGUGUUUUGAAUCUGUAUGGACACUUUGUUACAUUGCAGUGUUAUUAAAUUGUGUUGAAAUUGAAA
Messenger RNA from Labeo rohita (rohu), 7283 nucleotides. Its product is annotated as epidermal growth factor receptor. Gene Ontology annotation, cellular component: signaling receptor complex; basal plasma membrane. Gene Ontology annotation, biological process: positive regulation of epithelial cell proliferation; cell surface receptor protein tyrosine kinase signaling pathway; negative regulation of apoptotic process. Gene Ontology annotation, molecular function: epidermal growth factor receptor activity; ATP binding; epidermal growth factor binding. The record is from RefSeq and is a predicted model, not a curated record. Bases 179 to 3706 code for a protein of 1175 amino acids. NCBI's taxonomy places the organism in Eukaryota, Metazoa, Chordata, Actinopteri, Cypriniformes, Cyprinidae. The transcript is spliced from 27 exons.